AUGUUCAAUCAUCUCAGUAAAAGAUUCUAUACUACUGCCUCCAAGUCUCUAAAGAACAAUAUGAAGAGAUUUGCCAUGAGAUCCAUGUCAACUCAGAUCACUAAGACAGGCCAUGAUUACUCUAUCAAGCCCACUGGUGAUUUAAAGCAGUUCUCUAAGGCUCCUAUUUUGGAAAAUUUCGGAGAGUUGCAGUAUGGAGAAAUCCCAGAGCCAUUGAAAUAUGUAAGACCAUUUGAGCAAACUACUCUCAGCAACGGAAUUAGAGUCUGCACUGAAGCAUUCAGCUCUGAAUUAGCCGGAGUUGGUAUAUUUAUCAAUGCAGGAUCAAGAGAUGAGACCUUAGAUACCAACGGAACCGCUUUCCUCCUUGAGAGACUCCUCCUAAAGGGUACUGAGAACAGAACUGGAAGCGAACUUGUCUCUGAAAUUGAAAACUUAGGAGCUACUUACGAAGGACAAACUCAUAGAGAAAUCAGCUCUCAUACUUUGAAAGUAUUGAAGGGAGAUGUAAGCAAGGCAGUUGAAAUUUUGGGAGAUUUAGUUACUAAUCCACUCUUGAAUGAAAAUGCUUUUGAAGCUGAGCGUGAAGUAGUGUCUCAAAUUCAUGAAAACAAUAUCAAUGAGUACGAAAGAACCACUUUACAAGCUUCUCAUAAUAACGCUUUCAGAGAGCACAUGAUUGGGCAGCCAACAAGAGGAGACAGAGACAACUUGCCAAACCUCACAAUUGACCAAGUAAGACAGUUCCAUGCUGACAAUUAUUAUGGAGACAACAUUGUCGUUGUUGGAAGUGGAAAUGUAAGUCAUCAAGACCUUGUCGACUUGGUUGAGACCCACUUUGCUUCAUUGCCAAAGACAACCUCCGCUACUAAGAACAACACUGAAAGGCCAAUCUACAUUCCAGCCUUGCAAAUGAUGAGAGAUGAUGAAAUGUACAACUCAAACGUUGGAGUUUUCUAUGAUGCUCCAAGCAGAACUCAUCCAGACUAUUAUGCUUUUGAAUUGCUAAAGAGGAUUUUCGGAACUUAUAGACUAGACAAGAAUGCUGAGCAUUUGAAUGAUGUUGCCAAGCAAUAUAAUGCCCUUCAUGGUAUGAUUGGAGACUUGCCCGACGUCACUAUUCACAAUUCUCACUAUUUUGCUUAUUCUGACUGUGGUAUUUUCGGAAACUACUUCUUCGGAAAUGAAGUCUUCACUCGUCAGAUGAAUUAUUGUGGAAUGGUCCUCAAUACCACUUAUGGACACUAUAUGAACGAUGUUGAAGUGUUCAGGGCUAGAAAUAAAUACUACAAUGAAUUAUUAAGUAACGAAGGAGUCAUCGGAUCUCUUCACGAUAUUGCACCACAAAUUUUCUAUCUUGGAAGAAGAGUCCCAAGAAGUGAAAUUGCUAAGAGAAUUGCUUAUAUUGAUGCUUAUCAUAUGAAAAAUCUUUGCUAUGAAUGGUUCUAUGAUGCUGAACCAUCCUUGACUAACUGGGGACCAAUUGAGGGUAUUUCAGCUAUUGGAUCAUAUAAAUACAUCAAGAAUCACACCUACAGUACAGUCACUAAUGCCCAUCAUGGACUCUAUUGCUAA
Messenger RNA from Moneuplotes crassus, 1575 nucleotides. The record is from the annotation of a GenBank genome assembly. NCBI's taxonomy places the organism in Eukaryota, Ciliophora, Spirotrichea, Euplotida, Euplotidae.